This is a messenger RNA of Teleopsis dalmanni, 3365 nucleotides long. RefSeq names its product A disintegrin and metalloproteinase with thrombospondin motifs 12 (gene AdamTS-B). Gene Ontology annotation, cellular component: extracellular matrix. Lineage: Eukaryota; Metazoa; Arthropoda; Insecta; Diptera; Diopsidae. The transcript is spliced from 17 exons. Gene Ontology annotation, molecular function: metalloendopeptidase activity. Gene Ontology annotation, biological process: extracellular matrix organization; proteolysis. The record is from RefSeq and is a predicted model, not a curated record. The coding region runs from base 206 to 3343 and encodes 1045 amino acids.
AAAAAUAAAAUUAAAUCAAAACUCGGUAAAAAUUAUUCCACCAGUCAAUUUCUUAAGGAUACGCAGAAUGUUGGGCGAAUUCUUUGCUUAAUAAAGUAAGCAAAGAAUAUUACAUUUUUCAAAGAGAAUUAUAAAUACAUAUCUAUAUAAAUUUAAAUAAGAAGAGCAAAUUUUGGCUUCAGAUUUACAUAUAUGCUAAGUUAGCAUGGAACCACAAACUCAUUACUUUUUACAACUUGUUCUCUUGAUAUAUGUUGGAUACACAUUUGCUGAUCAAAGAUUGUAUGGUUUGCAUUCUGGUGAGUUAGCAUCUGGAGAGCUAAUAAUUCCCAAAAAAGUGAAUAGAUACGGUGAAUUUCUAACUCACAAUUUAACACAUCAUCAUGAUAUAUCGUAUCAAUAUGAGCAUAUUCGUCCUAGAAGAAACACAGAAGAGAAUAGCGCAACAGAGUUGCAUUAUCACUUAAAUUUAAAUAGUGAAAAUCUACACUUGGAAUUAGAACCUCACAACUAUUUCAUGACACCGCAUUUGAUCAUCGAAAGACAUCGUCGGGAUCUGCGGACACGAAGAAGGCCGUUCAGAAAUACAAAUUGCCAUUUUCAUGGCAAAGUACGUGGGCAAUUUGAAUCCAGAGUUGCUAUCUCAACAUGCCACGGUCUGGUUGGUCACAUCAAAACCGAAAAUAACGAAUAUUUCAUAGAGCCUUCAAAACUUGAUGACACCCACUCAGACGGAGGGCAUCCUCAUGUCAUAUUCCAGCGUUCAUCAGUGAAAGAAAAGCCACAUACCAAGACGAAGCGGAAGAAUCGUAAACGAAAGCACCAGGAACACCAACACAAAUCUGCAGUGAGCAAUUGCGGCACAAAGGAACCUCGUAGACGCAUUGAAACGAGACUCGAAUGGCAACCGCAGGGCAAAGUCAAAAUCCAAGGUGGCAGAAAAAUUCGGAGACAUCACUUUAACCAAAACCAUCAUAAUGACAACCAACAGCGCCACCACAGAUAUCAGCAACAAUCGCAAACGAAAUUUAAAUACCAAACCGCAGCUGAGAAUGUCAGCGCCAUUACCCAGAAUACGUACCCAGGUUUUGCCAAUUUCAGCACCAAAGAUCAGCAAAAGUCAAAACUGCAUUUGCCAACGCACGCAGAACAUCGCAUGAAGCGCUCAAUUAGCAGCCCACGUCAUGUGGAAGCACUUAUCGUCGGCGACUCAACAAUGGUCGCUUUCCACAAUGACACUGAAACCUAUCUGUUAACCAUAAUGAAUAUGGUGUCUGCGCUCUACAAGGACCCGAGCAUUGGCAACUCCAUUGAAAUCGUUGUUGUGAAGAUUAUUUUGCUCGAGGAGGAAUCAGCGCAUCCAGGCCUCAAUUUGACGCAAAACGCGCAGCAGAAUUUAGAUACAUUUUGUAGCUGGCAACACAAGUUAAACAAAGCCAAUGAAAAUGAGCCUUACCAUCAUGACGUCGCCAUACUUAUAACCCGGAAAAAUAUAUGCGGAAAUAAUUGCAUGACUUUGGGAUUGGCAAAUGUUGGUGGUAUGUGCAAGCCAAAGAAAUCUUGUAGUGUCAAUGAAGAUAAUGGCAUUAUGCUUUCUCAUACGAUUGCACACGAGUUGGGGCACAAUUUUGGUAUGUAUCAUGACUCAGCGAAAAUUGGUUGCCAUCCUCGAGUUGGAUCUAUUGUUCAUAUAAUGACUCCUACAUUCGGUGCUGAUACUGUACAUGUUUCUUGGUCCAAUUGCAGUCGGAAGUUUAUAACACAAUUUUUGGAUCAAGGACUUGGAGACUGCUUGGAUAAUGCUCCAACACCACCUGAUCAAUAUAUAUAUCCCGAACAACCGCCGGGCAUAUUAUAUAAUGCGGAAUUACAAUGUCGGCAGCAAUUUAAUGUUUCCGAAAGUAAUGUUGAGCCCUGCACACCCAUGAAUGAAAUUUGUUCUGCUCUGUGGUGUAGAGUAAAUGGUGAGUGCGUUACUAAUAUGAGACCAACUGCGCCUGGUACUAUUUGUGGAAAACGCAAGUGGUGCCAGAAUGGAGAAUGUGUGCCAAUGGAAGAAAAAAUUACACCCAUAAAUGGAGGCUGGGGAAAUUGGUCGGAAUGGAGUCAGUGCUCAGUCAGUUGUGGUGGAGGAAUUUCUAUGCAACAGCGUGAAUGUAAUAGUCCAGUGCCAACAAAUGGUGGGCUAUUUUGCAUAGGCGAAAGGAAAAGAUAUAAAAUAUGUAAAAAGAAUGCUUGUCCUAUUGGAGAGCAAGGAUUUCGUGCUAAACAAUGUGCAAACUAUGAUGACAUACCUUAUCAGGGCGCCAUUUAUAAGUGGCAACCAUUCUUUGACAAAAAAAGUCCUUGUAAGCUUUUCUGUACGGAUUUGGAUGAUACCAUUAUCGCAAAUUGGGGAGAUGUUGCUCUCGAUGGCACACCUUGUACUCUAGGCACAAAUAAUAUGUGCAUUGAUGGAAUUUGUAAGAAAGUAGGAUGUGAUUGGAUUAUUGAUUCUGAUAUACAAGAAGAUCGUUGCGGAGUUUGUGGUGGUAAAGGAGAUCAAUGUAAAACAGUGAAGGAAGUAUUCAAUGAUAAUUUCAACAUCACGGAAGGGUAUGUGGAAAUCGUAACAAUACCAUCUAAAGCGAGACAUAUUGUUAUUAAAGAACUGGAUAACUCCGCACACUUUCUAGGUAUUGCCAGAGCAAAUAGCAGUAAAUUUUAUUUAAACGGAGAGAGUUUGAUAUCAAUGCCAGGUGAAUUCGUAAUUGCUGGCGCAGAGAGUCUAUACGAUCGCAUUGAUGAUCAAGAAACUAUAACAAUACCACAGCCAAUAGAACAUCCUAUCACAUUAUAUACUAUCGUGCAUGGAAAUGAACCAUAUAAAGGCAUCUACUAUGAGUUCACUUUACCGUUUAUUAACGUAAGCAGUGUUGUUCAUUUCACAUGGAAAUUAAGUAACUGGACUCAGUGUAGUGCAAGUUGUGGUGGUGGCAUUCAAUAUCGAGAGCCGAUUUGUUAUAAAAAUGGACAUUUAACGUCCACAGACGCACUUUGUUGGUCAUAUGCCCAGAAUUCAAGACCUGGUCGUAUCUCACGUCCGUGCAACAAAAACCAAUGUCCGGCACAUUGGUGGCCAGGUCCAUGGCAAUUUUGUCCCGUUACCUGUAAAUCGCCUGGAGCGUUACAACCUUUAAAGCGCCGUUCAGUUGUGUGCUUGGAUCAGCACGAAGUUGUGGUUGAGGAUAAUAUGUGCAACAUUUUGAAUCGACCCGCUGAAACUGAAGCAUGUGAAGAUUUGCCAGUUUGUGUGAAAUCUGAGAAAACAAAAAAUACUAUAUUGCGCGUGAAAAAUUUAUAAAAUUUAAACGUUUUGUACUGAU